Osmerus eperlanus (European smelt) is the source of this 4869-nucleotide messenger RNA. RefSeq names its product retinoblastoma-like 2 (p130) (gene rbl2). NCBI's taxonomy places the organism in Eukaryota, Metazoa, Chordata, Actinopteri, Osmeriformes, Osmeridae. Gene Ontology annotation, cellular component: transcription regulator complex; nucleus; chromatin. Bases 173 to 3493 code for a protein of 1106 amino acids. The record is from RefSeq and is a predicted model, not a curated record. Gene Ontology annotation, molecular function: RNA polymerase II transcription regulatory region sequence-specific DNA binding. Gene Ontology annotation, biological process: negative regulation of G1/S transition of mitotic cell cycle; cell differentiation; regulation of transcription by RNA polymerase II. The transcript is spliced from 22 exons.
GGGCAUUUAAAUGGCUGCACUGUACAGAACUGUAUAUCUCACUGCACACACGAAGAUAACAACAUUUUAAUGUUCUUUACAAAUAUCCUAGGUAAAGUCGACUCUGCUCUUACACUUAAGCUGCUCAUUCGCACAUCAUUUGUUUGUCAGGACACCUAUUGGAAUACUCAAAAUGAGCGAAGAGGACGACUUUCUGCAGCAAGCUAGAAUCGGAUUUGAUGAUUUGUGUCGAUCUUUGAAUAUGGACGAGGAGGCGAGCAACGAGGCAUGGAGAAGCUAUGAGGAUAUAAGCAAAAAUUACACAUUGGAGGGAAGUGAGCUCCACUGGCUGGCGUGUGCUCUGUAUGUGGCCUGUAGGACAGCAGUACCUACGGUUGACAAAGGCAUCACAGAGGGGAACUAUGUCUCCUUGACCAGGAUCCUUCGCUGCUCUGAGCAAAGCCUUAUUGAGUUUUUCAACAAGAUGAAGAAGUGGCAGGACAUGGCCAACCUGCCAGAGGAGUUCCGUCAGAGCACGGAAAAGCUGGAGAGAAAUUUCACCGUUUCCGCAGUCAUCUUCAAGAAAUACGUACCCAUCUUCAAAGCUAUCUUCAAGGCCCCCUCAGACGACCCCCCGCGGAUCCACAGAAACAGGAAGCAGAGGCGCCAUCCAUGUACCGUCUCGGAAGUCUUCAACUUCUGCUGGAUCCUGUUUGUGCAUGCUAAAGGGAACUUCCCUAUGAUCAGCGAUGACCUGGUGAACUCGUACCACCUGCUGCUGUGUGCUCUGGACCUGGUGUUCACCAACGCUUUGCUGUGCAACGGCAGAAGGGACCUUCUCAACCCAAGCUUCAGAGGCUUACCCGAGGACUUUGGCAACAAGGACUACAAGCCUGGCCCUGGUUCCUAUUGCUUCAUUGAGCAUCUGUGUGAACUGCAUGAUGGGCUGGUGCUGGAAGCCAAGGGGGUCAAGGAGCACUUCUGGAAACCCUUCAUCAAGAGGCUUUUCCACAAGAAGAUUCUCAAAGGGAAGGAGGAUAGCCUAACUGGGUUCCUGGAUCCUAUGAAUUUUGGGGACAGUUUUGCGUCUCUGGGCCGGGUGUAUGAGGAGCACGUGUUGGCCAUAGGCAGUCUGGACGAGAGGAUCUUCCUGGGAGAGGGGGCCAACGAGGACAUCGGCACCCCGGGGCCCUGCCUGUGUGAGGGGCUGGAGAACGAGGACGCGUCGGCCUACAGACUAUACAGCAGUCUGACUGUCUCGACCCUGAAAGUGUCCACUCCGCUGACCGGCAGGAAGUACGUCCAGGACAACAGCAUGGGCACGCCUGUGUCCACAGCCACGCAGAGCGUCGGACGCCUCCACAGUCUACUCACAGGGCUGAAGCACGGCCCCAGUACCAGACUGGUGGACAUACUGAGGGGUUGUACCAGGGACCCCAGUGAGGCCAUCUCCUCCAGACUGAAGGACAUGUUCCAGCUCUUCUGCCAACACUACGAAAGCAAGGGGGAAGAAAACGGAGGCCUGGGGAAAGAUAUUGCAGUCAAGUAUUUCCGCCUGGCAGAAGCUCUUUACUACAAGAUACUGGAGGCUGUCAUUGAUCAGGAGAAGAAGAGACUGGGAGACACAGACCUAUCUGGUAUUCUGGAGCAGGACAUGUUCCAUCGCUCCCUCCUGGCCUGCUGUGUGGAGAUCGUCAUGUUCUCCUACCGCCCCCCUGGGGAGUUCCCCAAAGUCAUCCAGAUAUUCCAGCUUCCUGCCUACCACUUCUACAAGGUGAUUGAGGUGCUGGUGCGGGCGGAGCAGGGUCUGUUCCGGGAGGUGGUGAAGCAUCUGAACCAGGUGGAGGAGCAGGUCCUGGACAGCCUGGCGUGGAGAGGAGACUCCCCACUGUGGGACAGCGUGAGGGGGGCCAAGAACCGAGUCCCUGCCUGCCAGGAGGUGAUGCUUCCUCAGUACCUGGAGGACAGCGAUGGAGGCAGCAGCAGUGGUAGUGCCCCUCGGACCCCCAUCCACCAUGGAGCUGACCUCACCUCCCACAGCACCGCCAGAGGAGUGUCUCCCUCCCCCACCACGCUCCAGGACCGCUACAGCUCCCCCCCUACCGGCACAUUCAGGCGCCGUCUGUUCGUCGACGGCGCCAACGCCGUCACCAUCGAACCCUCCUCCUCUACGACCACCAUCACCACAGCCGCCACGCCUAUCAGGGGCGCCCAGAGCCCCCUGGUCAGCACCAUCCCCGCGGGCCAGACCGUGGUCUCCAUGGCGACGGCCACCGUCACCGCCAACAACGGCCAGACGGUCACCAUACCGGUGCAAGGAAUAGCAAAUGAGAACGGAGGUAUCACCUUCAUCCCUGUCCAAGUGAGUGUGACGGGUCAAGGCGGAGCCACACUGCAGCCUCUGACCGCCCAAUCCCUGACUGGCACUCUGAGCACCCAACCAGUGGUGACCACCACCCAGAGCAGUCCCGCACCCCAGGGAAGCCCUGCAGCCAGCAAGCCAAUCAGCAAGCCUCAGAGGAAGGGCUCCCUUUCACUGUUUUUCCGCAAGGUGUACCACCUCGCCAGUGUCCGCCUGAGAGACCUGUGUGUGAAGCUGGACAUCUCCUCAGAGCUGCGGCGGAAGAUCUGGACGUGUUUUGAGUACUCUCUGGUGCACUGCACUGAGCUCAUGAUGGACCGCCAUCUUGACCAGCUCCUCAUGUGUGCCGUCUACGUCAUGACCAAGGUGACCAAGGAGGACAAGUCUUUCCAGAACAUCAUGAGGUCCUAUCGGACCCAGCCACAGGCCAGCAGCAGUGUUUACAGGAGUGUGUUGAUCUCUGGGAGGAUGAGGCGUCACUCGGGCAACAGUGAGGGCAACAGACAGAGCUCUCCUGCAGACGCUAGGCAGGAGCAGGUGAGUGGAGACAGCAGCCCCAUGACCAUGCGUUCCAGCAGCACCCUGCCCGCCCCGCAGCCGGGCAGCGACCCCUCCACCCCCACCGCCGCCCCCUCCUCCUCCUCCACGGUCUCCUCCCUCUCCCCUUCGUCGUCCCUGGGCCUGCCCGCCGCCCAGGAGGAGGAGGAGAGGGGCGACCUCAUCCGCUUCUACAACCUGGUCUACAUCAAGCAGAUGCGCCUCUACGCUCUGCGAUACUGUCCUGGCUCGCCCUCCGCAGGGACGGAGUCCCCCCCGCUGUGCCCAUACCCCUGUAUGAGGAGCAGCUCUCCACGCAGGGUCCUGCUCUCACACAACCACUCCAUCUACAUCUCUCCCCACAAGAGCCCCGGCCCCGCCACAACCACCACCCCUCCCACCACCCGCGACAAGAUCUUCUACUACAUCUGCAGCAGCCCGGCCCACCGUCUGCAGGAGAUCAACAGUAUGAUCCGGACAGGCGAGACCCCCACCAAGAAGCGCAGCAUGCAGCUGGAGGAGGAGCCAUCUCCCAAGAGGGCGUGUCACGACAACCGGACCGCCCUCCUGCGCAGACUGCAGGACGUGGCCAACGACCGCAGCUCCUCCCACUGAGGGAGCUCCGCCCACUGAGGGAGCUCCUCCCACGGAGGGAGCUCCUCCCACGGAGGGAGCUCCUCCCACGGAGGGAGCUCUCGGCUGACGCUAGAGGGCGUCAACGUCGCCAGGAGAUCACAGCAGAUGCGGUUUGAUUAUGAUUAGCGAUUUUUUUCAGCAUGGACAUGAGCUUCUUUAAUUUGAAUAGUUCAAACUGCUACAAGAGGUCAACCUUCUUUCUGUGCUCUUCUUUGUACUGUAAACGGUAGGAAUGAAUGUCGUCCCCCAAACUCUGCAAAGCAACACAUUUUAAGUCAAGUAUUUUGCUGCCAAUGGCUAUUUUUAGUCUGACAACAAUGGAAGGGAUUUGAAAUCCCCAAUCAAAGUUUAUCAGAUGUUUUUGUACCUUAGGUGUGAUUUGAUUUCUACUACGCAUUGUUAGACUGUAGUCGUCCAAUUUUGUUUUAAUAUUCAUUUGGAUUAAGGCAGGUAAAAAUAUACAAAUAAAUAGUAACUUUAUUUAUAUAGCAUUUUUUAAACAACAUGGCUAUAUCUCUAUCUACAAUCAGAUAUUUUUGAGGGAUAAAACUAUCUGUCAAACUUCCAAGUUGGAGUAGAAAAUCCUUAAAAGAUUGCUUCAUGUUUCAUGAACCAAGAAAUGCCUCUCAGUGUUAGACAUUUUCUGUGGUGUGUACAAUGCAUCAUUCCAUCAUGUAUUGACUAUUUUAUUUAUGGAAAUGUAUUUCAGAGGUUAAUUUAAUGACUUUCGAAAUGAAGAAUACAGCACAGACAAAAGCACUUGACAAUGACUUCUUAAGACUUUGUACAUCAUUUUACCUUUAGUAUGUUCUUAUUGAGAUGAAUGUCAAAGCUUUUCUAAUAACGCAUGCAGGUUUCAUACGAUCUAGAGGCUUCCAAAGCAAAACUAAACAUCACUGCGCUUUUGUCACGUUUUUACUUUGUGUUUGACCUAAUAUUUAAGCUAGUCUAAUUUAACUUUAGGUUGUAACUUGUCCUUUUAACUAUGACAAUACUAGUGAUUAAAAAAAAAACAAUCUCACUGACAAAAAUAUUUAUUUUUUAGUCUCAUGUACCUCCCAAAUUGUUAGAUAUAAAAUGUAACAUUAUCACUUUUAUAGGUACAUUUGAAAAAGUUACAUUAGUGUUGUUGUUGGCUGUCAACUUCCCAUCAUCAGUCAUGGAAAAUGUUUGUACAUUUUGUAAAAAAGAAUGCCUUUUAUUUUAUUUUUUGCAGUUUGAGAAGUGCCUUCUCCCAUUAGUCAAAUCAAUGUGUUCAUUAAAAUCAUGAAACUGUAGGCUCCAUACUCCUCCUACAAAUUGUUUGUGAGAAAAAAAAAAACUUUGCAAAUAAAUGCAUUGCCUUUGGAAAUCCC